AUGGCGUCGAUCUACGAAGGGACGUUCGACACGGCGUCGCUCCAGAAGGAGCUCGCGCAGGCGCUCGACGAAGACCGCAAGUACAAGGCGACGGACGAGAUGAAGAAGCGCGCGAUCCACACGGCAGCGUCCUACGACGAGUUCAAGAAUUUCGUGCUCUGCGCCGACCUCAAGCCCGUGAGCUCCAAGGAGCUGCAGAAUCUCUCCAAGAGUGAGCGCCAGCGCAACCGACUCUACCAUAAAAAGUCGUCGUCCAUCAAAGCGACGCGUCCGGCGACGCUCACAGGCGCCGAUGACGCGCCGCCCAAAUCGUCGGUCGAGUUUCAACGCACGUGGCAGCGGAGUUGCUCGACAGACGCCGCCAAGCUCCAGUACUUGGAGCGCACGACGCCGGCGCGGCUCGCCAAGCUCUUUCAGGCCGAGAUCGACGCCGACCUCUUUGGCAGUAUCGUGGCAACCCUACGUCGGCUGCUGCGGGGCGUCAACCCCGACGGCGAGAUCGAUGCGUACGAGGCCGAGCAGGCGCUCGUGACCAGCAGCAUCGCGAUACUAUCGGCGAUUGGCCAAACCCGGCGCCGCUCGCUGCUGCUGUCGUUUCUCACAGCGACGCAGGCCGACGACCUGACGCAGCUGCUCGACCAUCUGCACAGCGUGGCGGGCGACGCCAACGACGCGCUACUGACCCUCCGGCGCCUGUUUGCAACACCGUAA
Molecule: messenger RNA, 711 nt
Organism: Saprolegnia diclina VS20
Lineage: Eukaryota; Oomycota; Saprolegniomycetes; Saprolegniales; Saprolegniaceae
Exons: 3
Coding region: 1-711 (236 amino acids)
Biological process (GO): inner dynein arm assembly; epithelial cilium movement involved in extracellular fluid movement; determination of left/right symmetry
Cellular component (GO): outer dynein arm
Source: RefSeq, a predicted model, not a curated record